Myripristis murdjan (pinecone soldierfish) is the source of this 4313-nucleotide messenger RNA. It is a transcript of the gene hcn2b, whose product is annotated as hyperpolarization activated cyclic nucleotide-gated potassium channel 2b. The coding region runs from base 1 to 3225 and encodes 1074 amino acids. Gene Ontology annotation, molecular function: voltage-gated potassium channel activity. The record is from RefSeq and is a predicted model, not a curated record. The transcript is spliced from 8 exons. Lineage: Eukaryota; Metazoa; Chordata; Actinopteri; Holocentriformes; Holocentridae. Gene Ontology annotation, biological process: regulation of membrane depolarization; sodium ion transmembrane transport; potassium ion transmembrane transport. Gene Ontology annotation, cellular component: HCN channel complex; axon; dendrite.
AUGGACGAGUCGGAGGACGGCGAGGAGGAGUCCAAAUUCCAGCAGCCCCGACCACUUCAAGGAGCCAGCUCCACCGGAUGCGAAGAUGGGAACAGUAGUGGAAGAAUCAAGAUGAAGAAAUUUACGCCGGGAGGAGGGGGCGCGUCUAUUGCGCGCAGGAACUCCAACAACAAUGAGCAGUGGCUCCUGCAAGACGAGGAGUCCGCGCCUUUCGCUCCCACUGGCACCACAUCCCCUGCUCUGUUAUGUCAGAGGGAUGCUACUGGCUUGCGAGGCGGCUCAGACCAAAAGAGUGGAGGGGACACAGUCUCAGAGGCAGUCGUAACCGGUGUGGCAGGCGAGGGAGCCAUCGGAAUGAUAUGCAACAAAAACGGAGAUUGCAGAAGGGACCCGACCAGUUCAGGGAGCCUCUCCUCUCUCAUCUCUAGGCAGGAGAAGCAGACAGGUGGGAUAGUUGCAGCUGAAGACGGCAAAGGGCAGGCUGCAAGUAUGGAUGGCUCCAUCGCUUCAGCGGGGUCCCUGACACAGGGGCAGGGGGCCGAGGUUCCCGGGGUCACCACCACGGCAGCAGCUGAGAAAAAGGACUCCAGAGUUUCCUUCUCCAGCGCCCCCAACUCGGCCCCCGGACAGACUCCAAGCCAACAGUCCAGAAAUUCUGUGACAUUUACAAAAGCUGAGGAUGGCUCACAGAUUGUGCCGGAUGAUGCGGAUCCCAGAGACAAUCGGACAUACAUGCAGCGGCAAUUUAGUUCAAUGCUUCAGCCUGGAGUUAAUAAAUUCUCCUUGCGUAUGUUUGGCAGCCAAAAGGCGGUGGAGAAAGAACAAGAGCGCGUAAAAUCGGCGGGUAAUUGGAUUAUCCACCCAUACAGCGACUUCAGGUUCUACUGGGACUUCACCAUGCUGAUGUUCAUGGUGGGCAACUUGAUUAUCAUCCCAGUGGGCAUCACCUUCUUCAAGGACGAGACCACCACACCCUGGAUCAUCUUCAAUGUGGUCUCUGACACCUUCUUCCUCAUGGACCUGGUGCUCAACUUUAGGACGGGCAUCGUGUUCGAGGACAACACCGAGAUCAUCCUGGACCCCAAGAAGAUCAAGAAGAAGUACCUGAGGACCUGGUUCGUGGUGGACUUUGUCUCUUCCAUACCUGUGGAUUAUAUCUUCCUCAUCGUGGAGAAAGGGAUCGACUCAGAGGUAUACAAGACAGCCCGGGCGCUCCGCAUCGUCCGCUUCACCAAGAUCCUCAGUCUGCUGCGUCUGCUGAGGCUGUCCAGACUCAUUCGCUACAUCCACCAAUGGGAGGAGAUCUUCCACAUGACUUAUGACCUGGCCAGUGCUGUCAUGCGUAUAUUCAACCUGAUCGGCAUGAUGCUACUGCUGUGUCACUGGGACGGCUGUCUCCAGUUCCUGGUUCCCAUGCUGCAGGACUUCCCCUCCGACUGCUGGGUCUCCCUCAACAAGAUGGUGAACGACUCGUGGAGUGAGCUCUACUCCUUUGCCCUCUUUAAGGCCAUGAGCCACAUGCUGUGCAUUGGUUAUGGACGGCAAGCCCCAGAGAGCAUGUCGGACAUCUGGUUGACCAUGCUAAGCAUGAUCGUAGGAGCCACCUGCUACGCCAUGUUCAUUGGCCACGCCACUGCCCUCAUCCAGUCCCUAGACUCAUCCAGACGGCAGUACCAAGAGAAGUACAAACAAGUGGAGCAGUACAUGUCCUUCCACAAACUACCAGCUGACUUCCGACAGAAAAUCCAUGACUACUACGAGCACAGAUACCAGGGCAAGAUGUUUGAUGAAGAGAGCAUCCUGGAGGAGCUUAAUGAGCCGCUGCGUGAGGAAAUUGUCAACUUCAAUUGCCGUAAGCUGGUGGCGUCCAUGCCGCUGUUUGCCAAUGCUGAUCCCAACUUUGUGACUGCCAUGCUGACUAAACUGAGGUUUGAAGUCUUCCAGCCAGGAGACUACAUCAUCAGGGAGGGAACCAUCGGCAAGAAGAUGUACUUCAUUCAGCACGGGGUGGUCAGUGUUCUGACCAAAGGAAAUAUAGGCAUGAAGCUGAUGGAUGGGUCCUACUUUGGAGAGAUCUGUCUGCUGACUCGGGGCAGACGGACGGCCAGCGUGCGAGCGGACACCUACUGUCGACUGUACUCUCUCUCUGUGGACAACUUCAACGAGGUGCUGGAGGAAUACCCCAUGAUGAGGAGGGCCUUUGAGACUGUCGCCAUUGACAGAUUGGACAGGAUAGGCAAGAAGAACUCCAUCCUGAUGCACAAAGUACAGCAUGACCUCAACUCGGGUGUUUUCAACAACCGGGAGAAUGAGAUGAUCCAGGAGAUAGUUAAAUACGAUCGGGAGAUGGUUCAGCAGGUGGACGUACCACGACCUCGGGCUAUGUCCAUGACGCCUCCUCUGCAUGGUAGCAUCUUUGCUCCUCUGGGCUCCUCCUCCCAGCCACAGAGUUCAGCCAUCGCCACUCUCCAGCAGGCCGUAGCCAUGAACUUCUGUCCUCCUAUGGCAGGGAACCUGAUGGGAGCGGGGAACUUGCAGUCCCCCAGGAUGGUGAGGAGAUUCCAGGUGAUGCAAAGCGUGUCAAGCCCGGUCCCAGCUUCUCCUCUGCAGUCUCAGCAGUCCAUGCAGCCCCAGCUCCACGCUCCUGGUGCCUUUGCCCCAGUCCUGUCCAGCCCCCCUGUCCAGAGCCCAUUGGCAGUUGGAGGACGAUCAUUCCAAUAUGGAUCCAGUGCCCUGGGUGGUCCGUCCUCAGGCUCCCAGCUCUCUCUAGCCCAGCAGCACGUAGCCAGCCCCGCACACCGGCCCACAACACAUAUAAGCACCCAUUCUUUGCAAAUGGGUAGUCUGAGCCAGGACGCCAGGGCGCUGUCGGCUUCUCAGCCCUCGCUGCCCCAUGAUGGGACACAACCAGUAGCCCGCAGUCCGCCCCAAUCCACUCGAGUCUCCUCAACUUCCAUUGGACCCCCGCUAACCCCAUCUGGCCCCACAGGCCUCCGGAGUGCCAUACCACACAGAGUGGUGUUGCCCCACCAGAUGUCUGUGGGGGCUUUCCCUGUAGCAUCCCUCCCCAGCUCUGUGCAGGGGUUCGGGGCUGGUGCAGGGCUAGCAGUCGGGGGCGUGGGGACGGGGCUGGUGGACUCGGGACUACCCAAGAAGGACUCUAUAGGAAACCUUCCUGAGACAGACCACAUCAAAGUCAGAUCCAGGCUAUCCUCAAACUUGUGACCUUAAUUAUUCUCUUCUGAGGGAGCGAGUCGGUUUGACUGCAGGAACUCGAGGUGGGGGGGAGGUUUCUCUUCUCCCUCCUCUGGCUCCAAUAGUAGACUUCUCUCCACCCACUCCAGUCUGACUAUCUGAAUGUAUGAAUGCUGUGUGAGUGGUAGCCGGGAGAAUCUGAGGGGUCUGAGAGACUCUGAUGUGACUAACAUAAUGAAGUCUGUAUGAUGACUGGUGAAUCUGCAGCAUUGGGAUAUUUCUACUCGCAGGCAUAGAUGCACAGAGCAGUAGUGGUAAAGUAGCAUCUUCCCGCCUCUGCCUCCUUUAUUUACUGUAGUUCACUGUCAGCAUAGUCAGCAGCAUAUCUGCGUCACUUAUUUCUCAUCCACCUGCUUAUUAGUCCAAACAAUGCAAAUCUGGUGUAGGAUGGGACUAAAAGAAAAUCAGGGACCUGCUUCAGAUGACACGGUGAAGUUGGCACUUUACUGGCAUAUAGUAUCUACCACUUUUCGUCACUAGCCUGCCUGCAAAACAAGACGAUCUCCUCAUGACACCUUCAGUUUAGUGCUUUCUCUGGGCUUCAGACUGCUUUCCUAUCUUAAAAUCAAUGCAUAAAAACUUUAAAAAGGGAUUUUUUUCUCUCUGUUUCUUAAGUAUCCCUUAAAAAAUCUCUUCCAGACCAAAGUUGUGUGAACACAAAAUUGGAAAAUAUCAAAUGAGAGAGAUAGUAAUAAUAAUAAUAAUAAGUGACAACAGCGCUCUCCUUUGACUGCCUUUAUCCCAACAUUUCAAGCCAUAUUUUUCCACAGGCUACUACUGAUAUAAUGAAUAAAUGUAUUUGUAAAAUCAAACUGGCAUUUUUCAGGAACUAGUUGGCCUCUUUUGUAAGUCUUCCCUUCUAGACUAUAUAGUCUUUACAGAUAAAAAAAAAAAAUAAAUGUUGUAAGCCCUGAGGAUCUUAAGAUUAUAGACACAGAUUAUCCUUGAUACUGAAAUUACAGCUCGUGCGCUAAUUGUAUUGUUCCCACCAAGCCAUCCGUUCUCACAGGAAAUGUCUUCAUGUUUAAGAGUCUUGAAUAAACACGAUCUGGCAAAAA